Drosophila busckii is the source of this 1035-nucleotide messenger RNA. Its product is annotated as chymotrypsin-1. The transcript has a single exon. Gene Ontology annotation, molecular function: serine-type endopeptidase activity. Gene Ontology annotation, biological process: proteolysis. Bases 43 to 861 code for a protein of 272 amino acids. The record is from RefSeq and is a predicted model, not a curated record. NCBI's taxonomy places the organism in Eukaryota, Metazoa, Arthropoda, Insecta, Diptera, Drosophilidae.
AAGUCACUGCGACGUGUACUAAGCAUUAAAUAAAAAAAAAACAUGAAGUUUCUAACACUUUUAAUAUGCACACUAAUUGUAGCGCAAAGUGCAGCACGUGAAAUUGAUUUAGUGCAAAAAUUGCGUGCAAAACUUCAUCAGCAAGCGGCGCAGCAGCCGGAAACGCGCGUUGUGGGCGGCGCGGAUGCAGCAGCGGGCGGUGCACCCUACCAGGUGUCCAUUAUGAACACCUUUGACGAACAUGUCUGCGGCGGCAGCAUCAUUGCUAACGAAUGGAUAUUGACUGCAGCUCACUGCCUGGAGUGGCCCACAAAGUAUCUGCUAAUUGUGACUGGCAGCAAUGAUUACACCAAGCCUGGCGCGGUGUACGAGGUGGACUACGCCAAGAUACAUUGUCAGCAUAAUAAGCCAAUGUAUCAUAAUGAUGUAGCACUCAUACACACUAAAACGCCGAUUGUUUAUAAUGCGCGCACUCAGCCCAUUCAGUUGGCUACGCAGAAUAAAAUGCAGACAGGCGACAAGCUCAAGCUUACAGGCUGGGGCGCCAUCAAGGCUUGGGGACGUCAUGUCACGCAGUUGCAGGAGAUUGAGCUAAAGUAUUUGGCGCACAGCAGCUGCGCGUCCAAGGUGCGCAAUUCCGACUGGCUGGGUGAUGGACACAUUUGCACGCUCACCAAAGAAGGCGAGGGCUCUUGCAAUGGAGAUUCAGGUGGUCCGCUGGUGGAUGCAAAUCAAACGCUUGUGGGUGUUGUCAACUGGGGCGAAGCCUGCGCCUUGGGUGUUCCAGAUGUCUUUGCUUCUGUUGCAUAUUAUCGUGAUUGGAUAACAAAGAUGAUGACACCACAGGGUGUUGCCUGUUAACUGACUCGCUAGAUAAGUCAGCAAGCCAGCGCGAACAAACAAAAGCACAAACAACAAAAGCCACACCGAACAAUUUAUAAUUAUAUCUACUUAUACUAUAUAUAGACCGUAUACUUUUUAUCGUUUAAUUUAUGAACUCUAAUAAUAAAUACAAGCUGCCUGCACAUUAAUAAA